AUGAAAGCUCAGGAGAUGGGAAAUUCCGGGGGCACGCCUAGCGUCAGGAAAGGGCUUCCGGCGACCUCCACGGGGCGGUCGUUUAGGCUGCGUCUGUGUCGGUUCGCUGGAUUACUGGCGCUGUACCUCCCGGUCGGGGUUGAGAAGGUGCGAGAAGAGGCGCCGUCCCCUCCGCAAGGAGGCGAGUGUGAGGCCCGGCGAUAUUGCUCACGGGCCCCCCGCCAGGGCCGGGAUCGCGCGUGCUACGCCCGGGUCGCCUGCUCUGCUCUGCGCCCGGCCCCGCUGCGCCCACGGAGUCCGAUGGUGGCGGGCGCGCCAAGAGGCCCGCCUCAGGGCUCUGUGACCUUUGAGGACGUGGCCAUUUACUUCUCCCAGGAGGAGUGGGGGCUCCUUGAUGAGACACAGCGGUUCCUAUACCAUGACGUGAUGCUGGAGAUCUUUGCACUUACAGCGUCCCUGGAUUGUUGGUGUGGAGCAAAGGAUGAGGUAGCUUCUGAGCAGAGUGUUCCUGUAGAAGAUGCCAGGACUUCCAUGGCAGGUCCAUUGACUGAGAAGACCCAUCCUUGUGAGAAGUGUGUCCCAGUCUUGAAAGACGUUUUACACCUGACUGAGCUCCAAGCAACAUAUCCUGGACAGAAACCAUACCUGGGUGGGACAUCUAGAGGCUUAUGGUACAGUGAAAACCUUCGCCAGUACCAAAAGUAUGACAGUGGAGAGAAAAUCUUCAAAGAAGACAUGGACAGGGCCUCACUUGUGACAAGCUGCAGAUUCCAUGUGUUGGGGAAGCCCUUCACUUGUGGGGAGGGUGAAAAGGACAUUUUAGCUCUGUCAGGCCUUCUGCAGCACCAGGCCACUCCCAACAGUGAGAAGCCACAUGGCAGCAUCAAGCAUAGGGAGUCCUUUAACAGUGGGAAAAGUUGUAACAAGUGGGUUGAAUACAGGGAAGUAUUUAGCAAGCCUCACACACUUCACCACCAGAGAGUCUGCACUGGAGAAGGUCUUGAUGAAUGUAGCAACUGUGGAAAAGCCUUCAGCUGCAAAUACAAACUUACUGAGCACCGGGAAGUUCACACUGGAGCAAGGCCGUAUGAGUGUGGUGAAUGUGGGAAAUUCUUUAGGUACAAAAGCUGCCUCACUCGACACAGGACAGUUCACACUGGAGAAAGGCCUUAUGAGUGUGGUGAAUGUGGGAAAUCUUUCAGUGAGAACUAUGUCCUUGUUCAACACCAAAGAAUUCAUACUGGAGAAAGGCCUUAUGAGUGUGGUGAAUGUGGGAAAUUCUUCCGCCACAAAAAGUCUCUCAUUCAACACAGGACAGUUCACACUGGAGAAAGGCCUUAUGAGUGUGGUGAAUGUGGGAAAUUCUUUAGGUACAAAACCUACCUCACUCAACACAGGAGAGUUCACACUGGAGAAAGGCCGUAUGAGUGUGGUGAAUGUGGGAAAUCCUUUACCUGCAAAAAGUCCCUCACUCAACACAGGAGAGUUCACACUGGAGAAAGGCCUUAUGAGUGUGGUGAAUGUGGGAAAUUCUUUACCCGCAAAGGCCACCUCAUAAAACACAGGAGAGGUCACACUGGAGAAAGGCCUUAUGAGUGUGUUGAAUGUGGGAAAUCUUUCACUGAUAGCUCUAUCCUUUUUCAGCACCAAAGAGUUCACACUGGAGAAAGGCCUUAUGAGUGUGGUGAAUGUGGGAAAUUCUUUAGCCGCAAAACCCACCUCACUCAACACAGGAGAGUUCACACUGGAGAAAGGCCUUAUGAGUGUGGUAAAUGUGGGAAAUCUUUCACUGACAACUCUGCCCUUGUUCAACACCAAAGAGUUCACACUGGAGAAAGGCCUUAUGAAUGUGGUGAAUGUGGGAAAUUCUUUACCCGCAAAACCUCCCUCACUCAACAUAGGAGAGUUCACACUGGAGAAAGGCCUCAUGAGUAUGGUGAAUGUGGGAAAUCUUUCACUGAGAACUCUGCCCUUGUUCAACACCAAAGAGUUCACACUGGAGAAAGGUCUUAUGAGUGUGGUGAAUGUGGGAAAAUCUUUACCCGCAAAACCUCCCUCACUCAACACAGGAGAGUUCACACUGGAGAAAGGCCUUAUGAGUGUGGUGAAUGUGGGAAAUUCUUUAUGUACAAUACCUCCCUCAAUCGACACAGGACAGUUCACACAGGAGAAAGGCCUUAUCAGUGCAAUGAAUGUGGUAAAUCCUUUAGCCGGAGCUCUGCCUUCCUUCAACACAGGAGAGCUCACUUGCAGUAAAUGUUGGAAAUCCUUCAGCUGCAAAUCUGACCUGUCAACACCAAAAAUUCACACUGGAAAAGGCCUUAGACUCUCAAAGAGAAUUUGCUCUUUCCAUUUUAAGUGUAACUGUUGGGGAAAAACCUCUGUGAGUAGCCACUUG
Molecule: messenger RNA, 2398 nt
Organism: Manis pentadactyla (Chinese pangolin)
Lineage: Eukaryota; Metazoa; Chordata; Mammalia; Pholidota; Manidae
Product: zinc finger protein 530-like
Exons: 3
Coding region: 1-2256 (751 amino acids)
Biological process (GO): negative regulation of transcription by RNA polymerase II
Molecular function (GO): DNA-binding transcription repressor activity, RNA polymerase II-specific
Source: RefSeq, a predicted model, not a curated record